Messenger RNA from Gossypium arboreum, 3297 nucleotides. Its product is annotated as thioredoxin-like fold domain-containing protein MRL7L, chloroplastic. Lineage: Eukaryota; Viridiplantae; Streptophyta; Magnoliopsida; Malvales; Malvaceae. Bases 471 to 1439 code for a protein of 322 amino acids. The transcript is spliced from 11 exons. Gene Ontology annotation, cellular component: chloroplast stroma. The record is from RefSeq and is a predicted model, not a curated record. Gene Ontology annotation, biological process: regulation of DNA-templated transcription; chloroplast organization.
AAUUAGUGGAUUCUGAUUUUUGUGCUUGGAUGUGGGAUUUUUUUGUUUGUAUUUUUUAGGAUGGGAAUUUCUCUAGUUUGAACGGAAGGAGUAUUAUCGCGACAAAGAGAAUAGCGUGGUAUAGUGGCCCGUUUGCUGCGGUUUGGCAUUUGCCGAUUCGUCGCCAUUUGAAACCGCGAAAGACCCUAACGUGUGUGAAUUUCCACUCCCAUCUGUCUGAGGCUAAAUGUAAAAGAAGCAUUACUGGCCCAAGUUCUUUAGCGAAUAAGAAGUGGGCAUUCUGUUUAAUGUAAGGAAGCCCAUCAAUGGGUGAUCUUAUCUACAAAUACAGCUACAACCCCAUGCCAUCUUCUGUGGUUUAGCGGAGGGUUUUAGUUUUUUCAAAGGAAGAGAGAAAAAGAUUGGAUUCGGAUGAUGAAACUGGUGACAUUAAUGAUAAAUUUGGUAAAGGUUUCACAGAAUUGAAAGAAAUGGCAUUGCAACACUCGAUCCAUAUUCAAUAUUGGAUGUCUCCUCCAAAACAGAAUAAACUGAAGCCCUUACGUUCAAAUUUACUUAAGAUGCCUUCUUCGAAUCCAAGUUCCAUAAGAAAUGGAGUAAGAGCAUACGGGAUGGUAGAAAAAUUUGGAAAAAAGUUUAUGGGACAGGAAUUAAGUGACAGUGACGAUGAUGACGAUGAGUCAUCAACUAAAAAGGGUCGGAUGGACGAUUCGUAUCCUUUUGAUGCUGAUGAGCGACGUGAAUGGAGAGCCAAGAUCAGGGAAGUUAUCAGUAACCAUCCUGAAAUUCAGGAGGAGAUUGACCCUGCUGAAAAGUUGAACAAGAUGCAAAAACUCCUGGCUGAUUAUCCGCUGGUUGUAGAUGAUGAUGAUCCAAAUUGGCCCGAAGACGCUGAUGGCUGGGGUUUCAACCUGGGUCAAUUCUUUGAUAAGAUCACUAUCAAGAAUGCCAAGAAGGGAAACGAUGACGAUGAUGAUUAUGAUAGUGAGAAGGAAGUAGUGUGGCAAGACGAUAACUAUAUUCGUCCAAUCAAAGAUAUUAAGAUUGCUCAGUGGGAAGAGACUGUAUUCAAGGACAUUAGUCCUUUAAUCAUUCUUGUCCAUAACCGCUACAAAAGGCCAAAAGAAAAUGAAAGAGUUUGGGACGAGCUGGAGAAAGCUGUGCACAUCAUAUGGAAUUGCAGGCUGCCUUCACCAAGAUGUGUAGCAGUUGAUGCUAUAGUCGAGGAUGCUUUGGCCUCUGCUCUAAAAGUGUCAGUCUUCCCAGAAAUAAUAUUCACUAAAGCUGGGAAAAUUUUAUACCGUGAGCAAGCCAUUCGAACUGCAGAUGAGUUGUCGAAAAUGAUGGCUUUUUUUUAUUAUGGAGCUGCUAAGCCACCGUGCUUAGACUUCAUUGGAAACAGACAAGAGAUGAUUCCAUCAAUUGUUAUCAAGAGUUAAAAACAAUUGAUAGCUACUUGCAUCUGUCUUAAACUCUUGUAUGAAAUUUUUGUUUUGCAUGUGACUAAGUUUAUCUAGCAAAUGGUGGUUAAUGUAUUAUUGUAAAUGAUACAACUGGUUGAACUAUGUUAUUUAGGUUAUACUAAAGGUUUCAGUAUAUUUCUCUUCUUAAAUCCAAUUUUAAUGUAGCUUGAAUCCAAUUCACUUUGAAGUUCUAGAUAUUUGGCUUGUUCCAUAAGGAAUCCAGCCUGCAGGAAUGAUGGGAAAAUCUUCUGGCUUCGGGCAACAACAAAGCACUAAAUUAUGAAAAUCUGUAUUCCAUAUUUCUUUAACUCUUCCACUUAAAUCAACAUUUUCAUCACCCUAUUCCAGCUCUAGCACAAAUAUUUUUGCUCCACUAGAUAAUGUUAUUUGUCUGAGGUAUGCAUUCAACUCAACCUUUCUUUUUUGGAGGAAUAAUGGGUUUCUGUUGGGCCCCGCUUAAGCUUUCUAGUCAUUGCAAUGAUCCCAGAUUCAGAUAUCCAUAAAAAGCAUGUCUUGGUCUUGUUUUAUUUGUUAUAAAUACUGUGAAAAUUAGGGCCUUGUGUUCAUUGAUCUUCUGCAAUUGUUUGUAGAGUAAAGCAGCUACUUGUCUACAUGUUUUAAGUCAAAGAUUGAAGCUUGAGUCUGUUUAGAUUUGAAAUCAUAAGAGAAAAACUUUAAGCUCAAAUGAUCUUGUAUGCUUUUAGUAUCUUAUUGAACUUGAUACAGGGUCCAUUUGUUUUGCAAAAAUUGACUUUCUGGAAAUAAAUUUUGCAAAAUAGAUUUAUUUUCACAGACCCUCAGAUUUUUUUAUUCUACCAAAUUAAAUCAUGAAAAUUUACUUAUCAUUUGAUAAGAACAAUGUUACACUGCUGAUCUUUUGCAGACACUCAUUAGAGAUGGUAAUUCUUAGAAUUGAUAGAGGUUUUACAGGUGGAGUUGAUUUUCUAAUAGCUGCAGCAAUGGGUGCUCGUGAGCAAGGAUUUGGUUCUAUGGCAAUGGUUGCCACUUGAUGUGUUAAAGCUUGCAUUUGCCACAAAAAUAACUGUUCAGUUGUUGUUGUCAGUCAGAGGCGUGGUAUCUUAGCACAAUUGGAUAAUGAGAAGUUGGAUGAUAUGAUUGGACAAACAGAUUUAUUAGAACCACCAGAUAUCUCCGUAGUAAAAAACCCAACAUCUUGAUCUGGAUUAUAUCUCAUCGAGUGUUGAAUUGCCAAAUGUAGCAGUACUGAAAUCAUGAAUCAAGAAGUUCACUCUAAUCAUCCUGUUCUCGAUGAUACUUUACUUUCUGAUCCUGAGGUUUUACUUCUCUAGUUGUGUCAUCUUAUUGUGUAUGAAUGGCUAUGCCUCAACCCCGUGUAUACUGGUGUUGUGUCUAUGUUCUAUGCAUCCAUGCUUUCAAAGUGCCCAGGUUGGAUACCACAAUAGGAACUAAAUUGGUUGAUAUAAAUACAAAAUUGCGAAAUAAGAUCUCUGCUGCAAUUGAAAAGGAGAAAGAGGUACACAAGACUAAAAAUAUACAAUGUUGACGGUGCUGCUUGUGGUCUUGUAGCAGGUGUGAUUGCAAAGAAAUAUAUGGGGACACUGGAUUUGCAGGGAAGCUUAAUUUAACGUUAGAUCUGAAUUCUGAAUAGCUGAUGUGAGUGCUAUAAGUAAUCCUGAUUCAUGCAAGCUAAAAUAGUUUUAUUGUUGUCCAUAGAUUUAUUAGUUGUAAUGCUGGGCAGUCAUUUGCAUGCUUCCUGACUCCUGGAAUGAAUAUUCAGCUUAUUGGAGAAGCUAAUGAUUUUGGAGGAAAAUUAUUUUUUACUGAAAUGCUACCUUCGUUUUCUGUUGGAAAA